AUGAUGUGCUCCCGACUGAGACCAAGCAAACAGGGACCGGCACACUUUGGCUAUCAAGAAGGAUCUGAUGAACACGAGGUAGUGACCAUUCAGGUGGAGCACGUGUUGUUCGUCGCCGAGAAAGCUCACAGCCACCUGGCCAACAAAGUAGAACGGGAAGGAGGCGAUACAUCCGGUAUUCUGGGUAACAUCCGCUUGGGUCUCGCUUUCCUGCUCAAGCAGCGCACA
This is a messenger RNA of Phytophthora nicotianae INRA-310, 228 nucleotides long. RefSeq lists its product as hypothetical. Lineage: Eukaryota; Oomycota; Peronosporomycetes; Peronosporales; Peronosporaceae. The record is from RefSeq and is a predicted model, not a curated record. The annotation marks the transcript as partial. The transcript has a single exon.